AUGGCCCAGUUCUUUGAGGAUGUCCUGCAGAUCAGAUAUUCCGGACCCCAUCUUCCUUCGUUGACCAUCGUUGACUUGCCCGGCAUUAUACAGUCUGAGAUUGAGACCGGACAAGGCGUCAUGCUGGUCCGCAACCUUGUGGAGAGCUAUAUGCGCGACGAAAAGUCCAUCAUACUCGCUGUUGUAUCAGCUCGCAAUGACCUUCAGAACCAAAGUGUGCUCGACUUCGUCAAAAAGCACGAUCCAAGUGCCAGUCGCACAUUGGGAAUCAUUACGAAACCAGACAGUUUGGAUGUAGGGUCCGAGAGUGAAAACCUGUUCUCAAAGCUAGCAAGAAAUGAGGCCGUUCCACUGAAGCUGGGCUGGCAUGUUGUGAAGAACCGGAGUUUCGGCAUGAAAGAGCAGUCGGACGCAGAGCGUGACGAGUCAGAGAGACAGUUCUUUGCGACUGGAGUCUGGACCUCGAUCCCUCGCACAAACGUUGCUAUUGAUGCCUUGCGAACUAAGUUGUCUCGAGUUCUGCUCCAACAUAUCCGUAAAGAGCUUCCAUCUCUCAGCACCGCUAUACAAGAUGCAAUCUCUUUGGCGGAAACCGAUCUCAAAGCUUUAGGGAGCCCACGACAUGAGCCGCAGCAACAGAGGAAUUUCCUGAUGGGAAAAGCACAGAAAUUCCAUUCCCUAACGCUGGACGCGCUGAGAGGAUUAUACAACGAAGAGUUCUUUGAGGUCUCUUCGUUCCAUGUCAUCCCACCCACCCGUCUACGCACUCAAAUACAGGAUCUCAACUUAGCAUUCGCAUGCGCAAUGUACAGUAAAGGCCAUCAGUAUCAUAUUGUCGACGGCCAAGUUUCUCCGGACCUAGGAGCAAAUUUUCUGGCUUCCAAUGCGACUCACAACUACAAUUGUCUCCCGAAUCCAAUCUGGAUAGAUCUGGCCAAGUUCCUUGAAGAGCGCAUUGGAACCCAAGUGCGGCUCAGCCGGCCAUCAGGCUUACCUACUCUUGUCAAUCCUUGGGUCAUUGGUGCAGUAUUUCGUCAGCAAGCGAAGCCUUGGGAGGCUAUUGCUCGACAGCACAUAAGCGACAUCUAUGAGGCAGUGCAAGCCUAUCUAGAGGAGAGCUUGAGCAGCAUGAUGGACAGUGAAACGUUCGAUUCGUUGAUGCACGAGCAUGUAGAGCCUGAGCUUGAGAGAAGGCGGGCGCAGCUGGACAAGAAAUUGACUGAACUGCUCACUCCUUAUCAGAAACAAGAGCCCAUCACAUACGAUCCAAGCUUCAUCAACGACUUGAAGCAGGUCAGGUCUAAACGGUAUUUUGGAUCAAGCAAUCAAUUUUCUUUCGGUGGACCGCAAAAAAUCUCCACACCUGAAACCCAGCUCCUAACAGAGUCGUUGGACGACUUCACCAACGUAGACAUCCUGAAUCUUAUGCAGAUCUAUUACAAGGUCAGUGGAUUACAGGCUAUUAUGAAGAAUAGAAGGCUGACUUGCUGUGUAGAAAGCCAUUUCGGUGUUCAUCAGCAAUGUUACAGUCCUUGCGAUCGAGAACUGCCUUAUCACAGAUCUUCCAUCGCUCUUGGACCCGGAGCUUGUGCUCAACAUGGACGAAGAGAAGCUCCAAGUGAUCGCAGCAGAGUCUGA
Messenger RNA from Didymosphaeria variabile, 1638 nucleotides. RefSeq lists its product as uncharacterized. Gene Ontology annotation, molecular function: microtubule binding; GTPase activity; GTP binding. The transcript is spliced from 2 exons. The coding region runs from base 1 to 1638 and encodes 545 amino acids. Lineage: Eukaryota; Fungi; Ascomycota; Dothideomycetes; Pleosporales; Didymosphaeriaceae. The record is from RefSeq and is a predicted model, not a curated record. Gene Ontology annotation, cellular component: microtubule; cytoplasm; membrane.